AUGUCGGUUUGCGUCUCUGGGUCGGAUAUUGAUUUUACGCAGAGGUUCGACAGUGGCACAGCAGCUGAGCAUCGGAAAAGUGGCCACACGAGGGCAUUAAAAGAACGCAUUCACAUUGCUUUUUUCUCUUUUUUGCCUUUUGCCUUUUGCCUUUGCGCCCCCGAACCGACCUGCUGGAUCAGGGGCGCUACGCCGAGACGCAUCCUGCCCAUGCGGGUUGACAGAAGGAUGGAAGGGAUUCUCGUCACUCACCUGCGGGAUUACCGGCUAGGUUUGCGCCAUUCGAGCAGGGCAAUAUCUUUUCCCGAGUCGGGAUUCGGACGACGUGGGGUUGAACAAGGGUAUUUGGGUAUCGACGGGGGGCUCGCCACCAACGGCAGCACCUCAUCUCGCGUCUGCGAGGAUGCUACCGACCUGCCAAUGAGAGAGUCGUCAAGUCAUGAGACUACUGCACUCGAUAGCAGACCUCAACCAACUUGCAUGAUCCCCUCCAUCCUUCGCUAA
Molecule: messenger RNA, 504 nt
Organism: Colletotrichum lupini
Lineage: Eukaryota; Fungi; Ascomycota; Sordariomycetes; Glomerellales; Glomerellaceae
Exons: 2
Coding region: 1-504 (167 amino acids)
Source: RefSeq, a predicted model, not a curated record